Colletotrichum spaethianum is the source of this 2196-nucleotide messenger RNA. RefSeq names its product protein DSF2. Gene Ontology annotation, molecular function: protein binding. NCBI's taxonomy places the organism in Eukaryota, Fungi, Ascomycota, Sordariomycetes, Glomerellales, Glomerellaceae. The coding region runs from base 1 to 2196 and encodes 731 amino acids. The record is from RefSeq and is a predicted model, not a curated record. The transcript has 3 exons.
AUGUCGCCGCAACGCCCCAAUUUCAUCGACCUUCGGGCGCCUUCAAGCAUGUCCAACGUAUCGAGACCUUUGCGAUCCCCGAGACUCCACGUCGCUGGCGAGGCGCCCCCUGAACUGUCACCUCUUGAUGCCUUCGCCCUACAGAGUCGCCUUCUCGCGCGGCAGCUUCAAGCUGCCGCCAAUGGCGAAGGGAGGCGCAUGAGUCGACUGCCGCCUUUGACCACAGAGAGCCCGUUGGUCGUCCAAGGCCGAUCAGACUACUUCCGCUCCAUGUACGACUCAGGAGCCGAGGACGCUGCUCUUCCUGAGCUUCAGAACCCCGGGCUAGGAUUCAGAACCGAAGUGGAGGACGCCUUUCCGUCUGAGAAGGACCGACCCGUGUCGGUACAUCCUCGAAUGAGCCGAAUUCCGCCCACGCCUGACGAAGGCAUCCCUCUGCCACCGCAACCGCUGCCCGAGACGAUGCGUGGACGAGCGUUGGACGCAAUGGCGGAGGAUCAAAACGAGACGUUCUUUGGCGCCAGGAGGGAACAGUCCCCGGCGCCCCUGGAGCACCCACCUAACGACUCGCAUUUGCAGACUUCACCCCCGAGAAAGGACCUCUCAUUACCUCUGCCUUCGCCGGCACGAUCACGCGAGAAUUCAUUGACUGGAUCGCCCGGCAAGCCGUCGAAAGGACAUUCGUUUGAUGGGCCGGGAUUGGUACCUCCACGGCCCAACUUUGGUGCCCGAUCAACGACCUCCAUGUCCUCGCCUCUCGACAACUCGACCGACGACAUGAGCAACUCCAUCCAGUCCCUGCCUCCACGCAAGCUGUCAAGUUGUAGUGCAUAUGCCGUGUCGACGACCUCUCCCAAUCUCAACCCAGGCCCUUUUCAACGCUCACCGUCUGUAUGCUCCGAUGCCUCGUUGCCUCUGCCGCGACCGUCCUUCAAUUUUUCGAGACCCAUGAGUCGCGCCGGCACUCCUGGGCUGGAGACCCCAACGCGCCAGGCAUCAUCAGACAGCCAGCCGUCCUUCAUGUUUGCAAACGAUGACUCGGCCAACACCCCCGUUAGUAUGAACAGCGAGGGCUUCCCCGACUACUUGCCGGACGAUGGCAAGGCCGCCCCCUCAUACAUCUACUCCAAGUACUCCCUUCCUCGUGGCAAGAUUGUCCAAAGAUCAGUUCCUCUGGAUCCUCACCCUCAAGCAUCGAUCCAAUACGAGCAGCCCAUGUCGCUCCCGAGCAACGUUCAGGCCAUCCAGCGUGGAGCGCCUCCAUCGCCCCCGACCCGGCCGUCCAGCUCGGCGGAACCUGAUGACCUCAGCUUGGCCAAGCCAUCGUUCGAUUUUGGAAACCAAAGUAUGGAUCGUGGCGGCCCGGCGCUACAGCCAUCCCCGAACCCGAGUCGUCCGUCUACUGAGAGCCAGGCCUCAUCAGAGGACCCGAGAGGCCGUGCGCUUACCUCUCCAAUUCACGAAGCUGCUGCCCGAGGACAGACUGCCAUGUCCACGAGUACCAACGACUCCAACAGCACGGUCAAGGCCCCGCGCUCCCUAGCCUCAGGCGCCCCGACCACAUCUGAGAUGACCCCAGAGGAGCAUUUAGCUAAGGGCAUCGAGUGUCAUGAGAACGGCUCAGUCAAGGAGUCGACUUAUCACCUUCGUCAUGCCGCGAAGGGAGGCAACCCGACGGGCAUGCUUCUGUAUGCGUUGGCGUGCAGACACGGCUGGGGCAUGCGGCCCAACCAGCGAGAGGGUGUCGAGUGGCUGAGAAAGGCCGCCGAAUGCGCCAGCCUUGAAAUUGCCGAUGAUGAGGACCAUGUCAAGGAAGGCAAGUUUGUUGAUGCCAUGGAGAGAAGAACCCGUAAGGCGCAGUUCGCUUUGAGCAUCUAUGAGCUUGGCGUGAGCCACAUGAAUGGCUGGGGAAUUGAGCAGGAUAAGGCUCUUGCCCUGCGAUGCUUUGAGAUUGCCGGAUCUUGGGGUGAUGUUGAUGCGCUGGCCGAGGCCGGCUUUUGUUAUGCUCAAGGAGUUGGGUGUAAGAAGAACCUUAAGAAGGCCGCUGGCUUCUACAGACAAGCCGAAGCCAAAGGGAUGAACAUGGUCGGCAACAGCUGGAUUCACAAGUCGAAAUACAACGACGAAGACACGUCCACCAAGAAACCUCGCAGCAAGUCUAGGACACGCACCAUGUUCGGCAUCAAGACUGGUUAG